ACCCCUCCAUUCCUAGGCUCACUGGUCUAUACAACUUCAUCUAGCCUCAGUAUUGAGGUCCGAACUCUUCAUUUUCUCUUCAUUAUUUUUUCCUCUUGCGUUCUAUGCCUCACAUUAUCAUCUUCUUUAUCUUUCUCCCCAUGUCUUCCCUGGCCUCCGCCUCGAGCGACAGUAACAAGCAUCAUGAUGCGUCCAAGCCAUCCGUGAAAAUACUCGCAAUCGACGUUCGAGCCCGUUCAAGGCGAAGUAAAAAGGGUUGGAUACAUUUGGACGAUGAAUCAGAAGGUUAUGACAUGGAUUACAAGCCGACCGAAUAUUGUUCCCAUCACCAUCACGUUUCUAAGCCACUGAAAGUCGCCAUGUUCGACAGCAGAGAGUUGGGGCUUACGAGAGGGCAGGAUUGACUUGUAAAACCCCUCAAUUUCGUUAAACGUCAUGUUACUACUUAUCAUGUAUUAUCGAGCAACACCAUGGAUACCGUUGAAUAGUGGAUUUAUGUACUGUUAUUUCGAGGCUUGUCGACGGUUAUCAG
Messenger RNA from Fusarium redolens, 532 nucleotides. RefSeq lists its product as uncharacterized. Lineage: Eukaryota; Fungi; Ascomycota; Sordariomycetes; Hypocreales; Nectriaceae. The coding region runs from base 105 to 404 and encodes 99 amino acids. The record is from RefSeq and is a predicted model, not a curated record. The transcript has 4 exons.